UCUAUUAAACUCAACUCAUUUUACACAAUGAGGGACUUUGUAAUGAACUGCAUCUCGAAGAGAGGAGCAAUCGAUGCGAGACUGAUUGUGAUGGAAAUUGUCUUAGGGAUGGAAGGAAACGAAGAGAGUAGCUCUGAAGGUGGGAUGUCAACACAACCGCACCAUCCCCAACAGGCGUCGCUACCGCCGCCAUCAAUGCUUCAAGAGGAACAACAUUUACAACACGAACCGUAUGAUGCCAACACCAAUAUCCCUACCACUUGUGCCCAGUCUACUAACCCCCAAAUGUCUGGGCUCUUCAGCAUUCGUAGAGCUGUUGGUCUAUCACGCACUAAUCUUCCCUUUCCAGCAAGGAAGCGAUUAUUCAGCUGGCUAGUAGACCAUCUACGAGAACCCUAUCCUUCGGAGGAGGAGAAAAUGAUGCUUGCGAUGGAGACUGGGCUCUCACGAACCACUGUCAAUAAUUGGUUUAUCAACGCGCGUCGACGCUAUGUUAAACCACUGAUGCAGGGUAGACUUGUUCUCCAAUCAGGUGUAUUUAAAACCGUCUCAGGGGAUGGCGCGCCUGCUGCCAAAUCGCCGAAUUCACCAACUCAAUCAUCUGGAGUUCCCAUUGCCGCUUCUGGAGGGUCGUCAUCUUCAAAUUUCCAUAACUCCGACACCGCAGCGAGUCAGUUUCCUUCCCAGUUCGCUGCGGCUUCAAGGCUAAGCCUGCAUCAGGAUGGCGUCUUUCCAGCUCCACCGCCACCACCGCCACCACCACCACCACCGCACAUAGGGGGAGUGAGCAGUAGUUCUGCGCUGUCAGCAAUGGCAGCGGCCGCUGUGGCAUUCGCUGGAGGCCCUCGUUCCUUCGUGGAUAAUGGGGGAGAUCUUAAACUCACCUCUUCACGUCCUGCCCACUUGCCAUGGCAAGGGAUUCCAGGUCUGGACAUGGGCAGCCCUAAGCGCUGUCGCAGAACCUCUGAUCUUUCUUCGUCAUCCUCACCCGCGGAACCAACGCCAAGGUAUCCGCAGAAGUCUGCUGGCCAUGAAAAACCACCCCUCAAGGGAGAGGUCUCCUGUGAAUAG
Hydatigera taeniaeformis is the source of this 1071-nucleotide messenger RNA. Lineage: Eukaryota; Metazoa; Platyhelminthes; Cestoda; Cyclophyllidea; Taeniidae. The record is from the annotation of a GenBank genome assembly.